Heteronotia binoei (common prickly gecko) is the source of this 2341-nucleotide messenger RNA. It is a transcript of the gene PLEKHA2, whose product is annotated as pleckstrin homology domain containing A2. The record is from RefSeq and is a predicted model, not a curated record. The transcript is spliced from 12 exons. NCBI's taxonomy places the organism in Eukaryota, Metazoa, Chordata, Lepidosauria, Squamata, Gekkonidae. Bases 189 to 1439 code for a protein of 416 amino acids. Gene Ontology annotation, molecular function: PDZ domain binding. Gene Ontology annotation, cellular component: membrane; cytoplasm.
ACGUAACGAACCCGGAAAAAAGAGGCGCUGGAGAAGGAGCCAGGCGCGAUCCCCCUGAUGCUGCUGCAAGCCCCGCCGGGAGCAGCCCGCAGACUCGACGGAGCCUGAGCGCCAUGUCCGGGACCCGCCGGCCGAGCCCCCCACGCCGUGCAGACACGCAGCUCGGGGGUUGCUAGAAGGAGCCCAGAAUGCCUUAUGUGGAUUGUCAGAACCGAAUCUGUGGGUUCCUGGACAUUGAAGACAAUGAUACCUGUGGGAAGUUCCUGCGAAGAUAUUUCAUCCUGGAUACCCAGGCCAACUUCCUCCUUUGGUAUAUGGACAAUCCCCAGAACUUGGCUAUAGGAGCAGGAGCUGUGGGAUCUUUGCAUCUGACCUACAUUUCAAAGGUCAGUGUGGCUACUCCAAAACAAAAACCGAAAACUCCUUUCUGUUUUGUUAUCAAUGCUUUGUCGCAGCGCUAUUUCUUACAAGCCAGUGACCAGAAGGAUCUGCAGGACUGGGUGGAUGCACUAAAUCGGGCCUGCAAGAUAACGGUACCGAAGACUGGGAAUUUGUCUCCAACCACAGAUGUCGCAAAACCUCCCUACAAGACUGAGAUAAUCGGUGGGGUGGUUGUGCAGACACCCAUCUCUGUCAACCAGAAUGGAGGGGACAGCUCUGAAGGUGGUGAGGUAGCAGUUCACCCUCUUUUGAGACGCUCCCAGAGUUGCAUCCCCACUUCAGGUACCAAAACACCACCUGGUCCUCCACUUCUCAAGAGUGGCUAUUGUGUAAAGCAGGGGAAUGUGAGGAAGAGCUGGAAACGGCGGUACUUUACCUUGGAUAACAUUUCCAUCAGUUACUUCAAGUGUGAGCAGGAUAAGGAACCAUUGCGUUCAAUCCUCCUGAAAGAUGUACAGAAGACUCAUGAAUGUCUAGUCAAAUCUGGUGAUCUUCUAAUGCGGGACAAUCUUUUUGAAAUCAUAACAAGCUACAGAACCUUCUAUGUCCAGGCCUAUAGUCCUGAGGAUAUGCACAGCUGGAUUAAAAUGAUCACAGGGGCGGUGCAGGCGCUGAAGAGCUGCCCAAGGGAAAUGCCCUUAGUGAGAUCCGUGUCCAUGAGCAAACGUGGAGGCCAUGCCCUGCCCAGCUCAGCCAUCCCAUCCAUUGCUAGACUGAAGCAGUUGGGAGAGGAGAAGAAGUCUGCCUGCAAAGGUUCCUCAGCAUCAUGUUGGGUGCCUUGGACACCUGUGCCUCAGCCAGAGGUCAAGCAGCAGUCUACAGUCAAGGAGCAGACUGCUGAACUGAAGGACUCUGAGUUUGCACCUGUGUUUACCAGGCGAGAUGCUGGAGCCAUGCAGGGAGGUCGUUUACGGCACAGGUCGGAACCUCAGAACUUUAAAGAGCACCCCUUUCUAUAUGACCUGGAAGAUGAGAACAUCCGGACCUCGGAUGUGUGACUGCAGAGACACAAUGGAACUUGCAGGCAGCCCAUGGAAGCUGCUUUAGGGUUCAGAUGAAGCCCUAAGCCCCACACCAGGUGUGCUGGGUGAAUGUUGGCUAGCUUGCAUAUGCUGAGGGAGCAACUGAGACAUGGAGCAACCACUGCAGUCCUAUGAACUUCACCUUGGGGAGGACAAUCAAAAGGGGGACCACAAGCACUGGCUUACUCAAGGCCUAAGACCUAGGAGAAUGAGCUGUGCCCAAGGGAUUAAGCUCCUCCCCAUUGUUGACCCCCCCUCCCAUGUUUACAAAACCAGGCAAAAGGUAUGAUUUGGCCCUGCCCCCUUUGCCUCGGGGAGAAGUUCAUCAAGCCUUUUUCCUCCAUCAAAUGGAGAUCUUCCACUGGAUGCCUUCUCACAUAGUGAAAGGAAGGCCAUAUCAUCUUAGCUAGGAACCUUGGGAAGGGGGUUACCUUCUGUAUAUGUGUGUGUGGCUUUGCUGGAGUCAAGUAGAUGUUAAUGUAUUUGGUUGCACCCACUCUCAAGUGGUGACACACUGGUGGUCUGGUUUGUGUGGUUGAUCCUUGCGGAGGCUGAGGACAAACACUGAGGCUGGUGGUACAGAAAUUUCUUAUGGCUGUUAGUAUGGCACCAGUCUGCUGUAGGGCAAGCACAGAGACUUUUUGCUGCUGCAUACAAGAGCAGUGGAAAGUGGGAGUUGUCAGAAAACUGCUCUGGAGAGAAGAAAACAUCUGUGACAAAAAUGUUUGGAGGGAAAGAAAAUGAACCACUGUGGGGUAUUCACAAUAUAAUAUUUUAAUUGUAGCUUAAUCUAAGAUGGGAAUUUUUAAACUCUGGUAUAGGCACCCUUGGUGAUUCAGGAAGGCCUUGGCAAAAGAGAAAUUAAAUGAUUCAAAGUC